Penaeus chinensis is the source of this 2118-nucleotide messenger RNA. RefSeq lists its product as uncharacterized. The coding region runs from base 1 to 2118 and encodes 705 amino acids. NCBI's taxonomy places the organism in Eukaryota, Metazoa, Arthropoda, Malacostraca, Decapoda, Penaeidae. The record is from RefSeq and is a predicted model, not a curated record. The transcript has 3 exons.
AUGCACCACGGAAGGCCCCUAGCUGGCCCAGUUGACCUGGGUGGCAGCCAUUUUUCCCUCUCACGUUAUGGGACCACGAAGUGCCGUGAUGAAACCGAUGAUUCAGGAGAUGAGUCUGCUACCACAACUGAUUCUACAACUGCUGCUGCAAUGACCCCUGUACUUACUGAUACAGCUGUUCUAACAACAAUUCCUACUACUGCUGACAGCACUCUCCCUACAACUGUUACAUCUGAUUUUACAAGCCAUAGUACACUGACCGAUUCUACAGCAGGUGAUACAGCUGAUGCUACAACUGAUUCUACAAUAACUGUAACUGAAGUAGCUGAUUUUACAAGAGAUAUUACAAUAACUGAUUAUGUAACAGAUAUGACAAGUGCCAUAAUACCUGAUAUGACAAUAAUUGAUUCUACAACUAAUGUUACAAUUGCAGCUAUAAUUGAUUCUACAGUAACAGAUGCUAUUACUGACAUUACAAUAACUGACUUUACAACUGAAGCUACACUUGAUUUUAUAAUACUCGAUUUUUCAAUACCUGAAUAUACGACAAAUGCUACAAUAUCUGAUGGCGGCACAACAGAUGGUACAGCUAAUGCUGCAAUAACUGAUCCUAUGGCAAGUGCUACAACUGACGCUACCAUAACUGAUGUUUCUUUAACUGAUUUUAUGAUGGAUGCUACCAUAACUGACUCAGCAAUGGAUGAUGCUACUGAUGCCACAGUUGAUGCUACAAUUGAAUUAACAAAUGGUACCACUACAGCUGAUUCUUCUAAUACUGAUGCUACAUCUGAUACCACCACAGCUGAUCCUACUACAGCCGAUGCUACGACAAAUAAUGUUGCAACUGAGGUCACCAUAACUGAUUCCACCACAACUGAUACUACAACUUGUGCCACAACAGAUGCCACCAUAUCUAAUGGUGCUACGAUUGAUGCCACCACAAUUGAUGUUGCAAUUAAUGCUGUCACUGUCACCACUGUUGUUACCACUACAACUGAUCUUACAACUGACCCCACCAAGACUGAUGAUGCUACGAUUGAAGCUACAGCUGAUGCUACCACUCCUGAUGGUGCUUUAGUUGAUACCACCACAGCAGAUGAUACAAUUGGUGCUACAACUGAUAGUACAGCUGCUGCCACCACAACUGAUGCUAGAAUUGAUGCCACCAUAACGGGUGUUAUUGAUAUCACCACAAUUGAUGGUGCUACAGCGGGUGCCACCACAAUCAACGGUGCUACAACCGAAGCCACUGCUACUUAUGGUGCUACAACUAAUGCCACCACAAUCAAUGGUGCUACAACCGAUGCCACCACAAUCAAUGGUGCUAUAACCAAUGCCACCGCAACCGUUGGUACUACAACCAAUGUCACCACAGUCAAUAGGGCUACAACCAAUGCCACCAUAAUCAAUGGUGCUACAACUGAUGCCACCACAACCGUUGCUACUACAACCAAUGCCACCACAUUCAAUAGUGCUACAACCGAUGCCACCACAAUCAAUAGUGCUACAACCAAUGCCACCACAGUCAAUAGUGCUACAACUGAUGCCACCACAAUCAAUAGUGCUACAACCGAUGCCAACACAACCGAAGAUGCUACAACCGAUGCCAUCACAACCAAAAAUGCUCCAACCGGUGCCACCACAAUCAAUAGUGCUACAACUGAUGACACCACAAUCAAUAGUACUACAACCAAUGCCACCACAGUCAAUAGUGCUACAACUGAUGACACCACAAUCAAUAGUACUACAACCAAUGCCACCACAGUCAAUAGUGCUACAACUGAUGACACCACAAUCAAUAGUACUACAACCGAUGCCACCACAACCAAAGAUGCUACAACCGAUGCCACCACAACCAAAGAUGCAACAACCGAUGCCACCACAACCAAAGAUGCUACAACCGAUGCCACCACAACCAAAGAUGCAACAACCGAUGCCACCACAACCAAAGAUGCAACAACCGAUGCCACCACAACCAAAGAUGCUCCAAGCGAUGCCACCACAACCAAAGAUGCUCCAAGCGAUGCCACCACAACCAAAGAUGCUCCAAGCGAUGCCACCACAACCAAAGAUGCUCCAACCGAUAGCACCACGACCAAAGGUGCUAGAUAUUUAUAA